GCUAAAGAGUAAAAAUUCAGGUGAAAAAUAAAACCAAAUUUCACACUCACUCUCUAACCCGCGAGUAUACGAGGAGGUUCAAAAAUCCGGUUUGACUAAUGGAUGCUGACACAGAGAAUAAUGGAUCUGCUUCCAUAGAAGGUGUUAAUGUCAAUGAAGUGGAGGUAGAAUCAAAUACUGUUGACUCUCUUGAGGUUUUGUCAUCCAGUGGUGAUGUCAUGCAAGAAGUAGAAAGUGGGGAGAUGUUAACAAGGCUUGAACUAGAAUUAGCAUGUUUCUCUGAGAAACUAGUUAACUUAGAUAUACUUGUGAUGCAUGUGGCAACAAGAGAAAGUGAUUUUGAGGCUUUUUCCUCCGAGAAGGAGCAUACUUCAAAUGAAAUCGUUGAGAAGGCAAUAGAGUUUGAUCUUUUAUCUGGGGUACUGGAUUCAGAGGUGAAGGAACUCGGUGAUUUGUUAUCCUCUGUUGCAAUGGAGAUUGACAAUGUGCGGAAGAUCAUUUCUUCAUGUGGGCGUGUGGAUGAAACUUUCGUUUUAAUAGAAGAGAAGUUACAUGACAGUGAAAAAUCCCUCAAGCAGUCACAGGACCAUCUUUUAGAAUUAAGGGCACAAUGUACCAACUUCCAUGGUAUUGUCCUCACCUCAAUGGGAGAUCAAAAUUGGCAAGGUGGCAAGACAGUGGAACACUUCAAUGGGGAUUCACUUUUGACUCCAAAGACAAAGAUAAAAAUGCAGACCGUUGAACAGCAGAGACACAUUCUGCGGAUGCUGGAGAAGUCUUUGGCCAGAGAGUUAGAUCUUGAGAAAAAGCUUACUGAAUCUAGACAAGUUGAAGAAGAAUUAAACGUCAGAUUGCAGCAAGAAACUUUCUGCAUGGAGGAAGAAAUUGAAGCUGCUUGGCAAAGGUUGUUUGAGGGAGAGAAUGCUGCUGAAGUCUUGUUAGGAAUUUCGAAAGAACUAUUGGGUCGACUCCAGAUAGCACACUUUAAUCUGAACGGUACGGUUCAGAGAGAAAGCAACUUACAAUCUAAGCUUCAAGAAGUGGACGAAAAUUUAAAAACAAAAGACAACUUACUGCGGAAGUCUGAAAUCACCUGUAAAGAGCACGGGGACAAGGUUAAAUUUCUUGAACAACGAUUGGAGGACUCUGAGUUUCAGCUGUCCAAUUAUACAUCAUCUGCAAAGAAAAAUCUGGAGUUGGAAUCUGAGUGCAAAUUAUUAAAAGAAGCUAAUGUGGAACUUGACAAAGAGCUGAACCUCCUAAAAAGCAGUAGUAGCAUUAAAUCUGAGAGGAUAAAUCUACUAGAGAGGCAGUUGAGGGAUUCUGAGCUUCGUCUUCAGCAUGCAGUUGCAUCUGCUGAAGCUAGUCAAGAGAAGCAAAUCAUGUUUAAUGCUACAAUAAAUGACAUGGAAAAUCUGAUUGAGGAUCUAAAAUCAAAGGUUUCAAAAGCAGAAAGUUUGAUGGAGAGUGCUGAAGAUAAGUGCAUUAUCUUAUCAGAAUCUAACUCAGAUCUCAAUGAAGAAUUAACUUUUGCAAGGGGAAGGAUUGCAUGUUUGGAAGCAUCGUUAUGCCAAGCUGAGGAAACGAAGAAGGCUACUGCCCGAGAUAUUAACUUCCGCAGUAAAUUGAUAACUGAUUUGAUUAUGCAAUUGGCUCUUGAAAGGGAGAGACUUGAAAAGCAGAUAGCUUUGCUGAUAUUGGAAAAUAAGGCCCAGAAGAAGCAUUUUCAGCAGAAGGAUAAAGUUCCUUCUUUGUCUCCACGAAGUGAUGGCAAAGAUACCAAGGAAUCCGUGCUUCCCAAGGCCGAGUUAAUUUCUGUAACUUCUUCAGAUGAAAGCAAGGAAGAAAAAAUCAAGAAUUUGUCACCAACUAGUGUGGAUGAGAAUAUUGCUGGAGACCUUUUGAUGAGCGAGUCAAAAGAGGAAAUUACUGAUUCGUCGUCCGGACUUGAUGCCUCGAGGGACAUAGAUGCGCGGAAGCUUAAUUUCAAGUAUGCCCUUACAGCAGUUCUCGUGUUUUUCAUAUCGGCAAUGGUAGCUGUUUUAGUGCAGCAUCAGAGUAGCCAGUUUUGAUAGCGCUGGAGAUUUUUGUUACUCAAUCAAGAGAUCCCAGGCUUUAGGUGCUUCUCAGAAAUCUUUUUGGUCUUACCUUCAUCGCGUCUCCCCUCACUACUUGUCACUGGUAGAUAUCACUAUAUAGAGCGACACCUUUGCGCAUCCAGUUCAUUAUGAUGAGAGUAAUUUUGAAGCCCAAAAGAGAACAUCAGGCUUUCCCCCCCUCUUUGUGACUAUAAAUAGCAGUUUCUUACGUAUGCAUAGUUUUUCAAUUCAGAUUUUGUCAACUCCACAAAUUGGCUUUCAUGUAGAAUUUUGGAACUGGCGCUCAGCCAUCCAAGAGAAAGAUACAGAAGAAGCGAAAUGUCUAUGGCCUUCAUUUCCAUCUAUGCAUGGAAACUUCUCAGGCUCUCAUGCUUUUACUUUUCCAAUCAUCUCUUUCUACUUUGCAAGCAAAAUUUGUUAAUGCCAACUAAGAGAUGAAGGCGAGUAGAUUCUA
Molecule: messenger RNA, 2553 nt
Organism: Nicotiana attenuata
Lineage: Eukaryota; Viridiplantae; Streptophyta; Magnoliopsida; Solanales; Solanaceae
Product: WPP domain-interacting tail-anchored protein 1
Exons: 5
Coding region: 99-2072 (657 amino acids)
Source: RefSeq, a predicted model, not a curated record